GAGAGCCAUGCAGAGGAGGAGCGUCUGAAAAGUGCUCUGAAGUUAAAGGAGGAGGCGGUGGAGCAGAUCAGAGACGAGAACCUAGUGAGCGUCCGGGACACGGCCCUGCAGCACAGCAGGGAGCAGGAAAUGGACAGGAGGGAGGUGGAGGAACUGAGAGCAAAAGUCACUGUGUUAGAGAGGAGGAGACAAGAACUGAUGGAGGAGCUGGAGAAGGCCCGAGCGGCAGGGAGGAAGACGAGGGUGGAGGAGCACGAUUUCAAGCUGAGAGCUCUUUCGGAAGAAAACCGUGAAAUGAAGGAGAGAUUCGAGGAGAUGAGGAGGAGCGCUGAGGAAAAACUGGAGGAGGCAAGAAGAGAAAUAGAGGACAGCAGGUUGGAGGUGGAGCAGCUCCGAGCCACGGCAUCCAUCUUGGAAGAGCAGAGGAUGCGGGAUAAGGAGGAGCUGAGGAGUCAGCUGAUGCUGAAAGAUGCUCCGGUGUUCACCCUGACUGAGAGAACAGAGGGGCUGCACAAGGAGGGCGAUCAAGUACACCUGCCUCUGGAGAGUACCGAAUCAGCCUACAUUGGCCACAGAGGAGGAGUGGACCGAGGAGAUCAGAGCGCAGAGGUGGAGUCCAACCCAGAUCAUGUGAGUCUCUCAGUGGACGAUUAAAGCCUGUCCAGGUUU
Cynoglossus semilaevis (tongue sole) is the source of this 669-nucleotide messenger RNA. Its product is annotated as tropomyosin beta chain-like. NCBI's taxonomy places the organism in Eukaryota, Metazoa, Chordata, Actinopteri, Pleuronectiformes, Cynoglossidae. The record is from RefSeq and is a predicted model, not a curated record. Bases 130 to 654 code for a protein of 174 amino acids. The transcript is spliced from 2 exons.